GUUGCUUGUAAAUUCUCCAAACUUAGAUUUUUAUUGACAUUCCUGCUGUGCACCUAAACUUGCUUCUCCUCUGCUCUUCUCCCUCUUUCGAAUUUCCUCCGCACAUUCUAGAACCACCAACUUGAUUUCUGCAUAUUCUCCACAAUUCUUUCCCUUUAUCUCAACCUUUGUAGAUUUUGAUUUUUAUGACUAUUCUCUUUUUUUUUGUUUUCAUGAUAUAUUCCUGUUGAAUUUCAACCUGGAAUCUGCUCAUCUUAAUCGAAUCCUCAUCUCUUAUUUCAUCUUACUAGUAUAUUUUUUUUCCUUCAGAUCAUUAUAUAUCUUCACAUAUUCUACUUCUUUUAAAGCUCAAAUCUUUCUAUAAAAUCUUGUACCAUCUUGACUAAAUUUAAAAAUUAAACACAAAUAUGUCGAGUAGUACAACCAGAAAAGCCAAACAAAUGACGGGUGAAACUGAAAGUAUGGCCAAAAUGAAGUGGGAUAGGGAUAAAGGGAAAGAUACCCAUGAUAAUCAAUGUCAGCAGCCAUGGAUGCAAGUUUUUGAUGAAGCUUCCAUGGCUGCAAGUUCUUCUUCUGGACCUCCAUUGAAGAAAAUCCGCAGUCCUGAAAGACAACAAAUCCCUACAGAUUGGCAAAAUUCAUUAAACCCAGAUUCAAAUACUUUACAAUAUCCUAAUCUUGCUUCAAAAUUGACAUUUCCAUUUGCAUUUGAAGGUUCCUCUAAUCAAACUAACCCAAUCCCAUUUUCCCUUCCAAAUCCUCAAUUAAUACCUCAAAAUCAACACCAACAAACAAUGAUUUCAUUCGAUCAAGGCUACAGUGGGCCUGGGUACGGGCAUGGGAUUGGGUACCCGUAUCAGAAUCCAUAUUUUCCGAUGGGUUCAAGCCAACAAUUGCAGCAGCUUCAAUAUUGGAGUGAAGCAUUAAAUUUGAGUCCGAGAGGGAAAAUGAUGAUGAUGAACAGAUUUUCUGCGCAAGGUUUUGGGCAGAAAAUGGCUCAAGGGGGGAACCCUUUACCACAUAUCUCAACCACGAAACUAUAUCGUGGGGUGAGACAGCGGCACUGGGGGAAAUGGGUGGCGGAAAUCCGCCUCCCAAAAAACCGAACAAGGCUAUGGCUCGGCACCUUUGACACUGCAGAGGAUGCCGCCUUAGCCUAUGAUCGGGAGGCUUUUAAGUUACGAGGGGAGAAUGCAAGGCUUAAUUUCCCUGAGCUCUUCCUUAACAAAGGUGGAGCUCAGGGUAAUAUCGUGCCUCAAGAGGUGGAGAUCACUCCACCUCAACCAUCACCGCCGCCGCCGCCACAAUCCGUGGCUGAGGUGGAGCAGGAAGAGUCAUUUGGUGCUACAUCAAGUGAUGUAACAGUCAUGAGUGAGGUAGCUCAAGGUGGUUCUAAUGAAAGUUCAGAGUUAGCAUGGAAAGAAAUGACAGAAGCUUGGUUUAAUGCAGGUUGGGGACCUGGAAGCCCUGUUUGGGAUGAUGUUGAUCCUAAUAGUUUUCUACUACAACAAAAUAUUUCAUUUGGGUCUAAUUUAAAUCCACAAAAUGAUCAAGAAAAACAAAACAAACAGCAAGAAAUGUUUGGUUCAUCCUCUUCUUUUUCCCCUACUUCUUGUCCAAUGAGGCCUUUUUUCUCUAAGGACCAAGAUUAAUUCAUUUCAUCUCAUUGAUUUUCUCUUUUUCCUCUGUUUCUUUUUUAUUGUUGUGCUUUUCCUUUCCAUACCAGAGUUCAACGCUCAUCUUUGUAUGUGUGUUAAACCGACUUAGAUGUCAGGCUCAGGCCUAGAUUCCGCUUGCUAUAGUGCAAGCUCAUUUGAGCCUAGAUUCAAUGGCUUGAGAUUUUUGCAAAAAGCCAAUGAAUGAGCUGAGGUUUAUGUUCUGCACAUAGGCUGUUUAUUUUCAGGCCUUAAGCAGCAAUAUCUCAUUGUAAUGCCUUUUUAUUCUUCUUGUUCAACACCCCCUGCAAGUAAUAGUAUUAUGUUUGAUUUAGAUAUCAAUUAGGAGGUGUUGACUAUUAAAAGAAGACAUUGUUGAUAGUUAGUUAGUUAGUAAAAUGGGGCCAAAUCAAAAGAUGUUUUGUUGCUCUUCUCUGUAGUUGUUGGCCCCUCCAUCUCAAAGCUAUGCCUUUUUAAUUAGCUAAAGAUGGAAGUCAUUGUUUUUGUUUUUUUUUUUUUUUUUCAUUUUGUUUUUUGUUUUAAUAUAUACAUAUGUUCUUUGUGUUAGUAUUGUUGUAAGCUAUGUGAUUGAUGAUUACGAUGUAAUGUUUGUGAGACAUGUCAUUUUUUUAAAUAGUAUAUUUGAAGGUUGGUUUAGUUUGUUUCUAUACUUGAUUGUUGAUC
Molecule: messenger RNA, 2339 nt
Organism: Amaranthus tricolor (Joseph's coat)
Lineage: Eukaryota; Viridiplantae; Streptophyta; Magnoliopsida; Caryophyllales; Amaranthaceae
Product: ethylene-responsive transcription factor ERF054-like
Exons: 1
Coding region: 408-1652 (414 amino acids)
Biological process (GO): regulation of DNA-templated transcription
Molecular function (GO): DNA-binding transcription factor activity; DNA binding
Source: RefSeq, a predicted model, not a curated record